Chaetomium strumarium is the source of this 1026-nucleotide messenger RNA. Its product is annotated as autophagocytosis associated protein. Gene Ontology annotation, molecular function: Atg8-family ligase activity. Bases 1 to 1026 code for a protein of 341 amino acids. Gene Ontology annotation, biological process: autophagosome assembly; nucleophagy; autophagy of mitochondrion. Gene Ontology annotation, cellular component: phagophore assembly site; cytosol. The transcript is spliced from 3 exons. The record is from RefSeq and is a predicted model, not a curated record. Lineage: Eukaryota; Fungi; Ascomycota; Sordariomycetes; Sordariales; Chaetomiaceae.
AUGAACCUCUUAUAUUCAACUGUAAACAGCCUCCGCGACAGGUACACGCCUGUGAGCCAUACCUCCACAUUCCGCAGUACGGGUGAGAUUACACCGGAAGAGUUCCUUGCCGCGGGCGAUUACCUGGUCUUCAGGUUCCCCUCCUGGUCCUGGGCCGAUGCCGAGACACCGAGCAAGCGAAUCAGCCACCUUCCGCCGGGGAAGCAGUAUCUAGUGACGCGCCACGUCCCGUGCAAUCGCCGGCUAAAUGACGAUUUUGCUGGCGAUGCAGGCCAUGAGGAAGCCGUAGUGGAGGGGGGCAAGAACAGCGACGAUGAUGGCUGGUUGCGAACGGGCGGUCUGAGUAGCUCCCAACCGCUCAAGGUCAAAGAAGUGCGGACGAUGGAUGAUUCCGGGAACGUGGGUGACAGAGAGGUUAUUGAUGAUGAUGACAUUCCCGAUAUGGAAGACGAAGAAGACGACGAGGCCAUUAUCCGAGAUGCUGAGGGUGAUGGGAAGAACCACGGACGAAGGACAUAUUCGCUCUACAUUGUCUACUCGCCAUGGUACAAGACCCCCCGGAUGUACUUGUCUGGCUAUCAGCCCAACGGCCAGCCGCUGCCUCCCCACCUCAUGAUGGAAGAUAUUGUCGGCGAUUACAAGGACAAGACGGUAACGUUGGAAGACUUCCCCUUCUUCGCCAACAACGUCAAGAUGGCCAGCAUACACCCCUGCAAGCACGCCUCGGUCAUGAAGACACUACUCGACCGGGCUGAUGCAGCCCUGAAGUUGCGGAGAGAGAGACAGAAGGCUGGCCAAGCAGCAGGCAGCAGCCAAGGCCUAGAGGGACUGGAGAGUCAGAUUGGCAACCUCAGCGUUGGCGGUGCAGAUACAGGCAGCGACAACAACGACGAGUGGGAGGAGGUGCAGCACGAUGUCGCAGACCAAGAGGUGGCCAUUCGGGUGGAUCAGUAUUUGGUCGUGUUCUUAAAGUUCAUUGCCAGCGUCACACCCGGCAUCGAGCAUGAUUUCACAAUGGGUGUCUGA